Myotis lucifugus (little brown bat) is the source of this 1787-nucleotide messenger RNA. RefSeq names its product ephrin type-A receptor 6. The record is from RefSeq and is a predicted model, not a curated record. Gene Ontology annotation, molecular function: protein binding; ATP binding; transmembrane-ephrin receptor activity. The transcript is spliced from 13 exons. Gene Ontology annotation, cellular component: neuron projection. Gene Ontology annotation, biological process: axon guidance; protein phosphorylation. NCBI's taxonomy places the organism in Eukaryota, Metazoa, Chordata, Mammalia, Chiroptera, Vespertilionidae. The annotation marks the transcript as partial.
CGCCUUCCCUGAUAGGUAUGGUAAGGAAGGACUGGGCAUCCCAAAAUAGCAUUGCCCUAUCAUGGCAAGCACCUGCUUUUCCCAAUGGAGCCAUACUGGACUACGAGAUCAAGUACUAUGAGAAAGAGCAUGAGCAGCUCACCUACUCCUCCACGAGGUCCAAGGCCCCCAGUGUCAUCAUUACAGGUCUCAAGCCAGCCACCAAGUACAUAUUCCAUAUCCGAGUGAGGACUACAGCAGGAUACAGUGGCUACAGUCAGAAGUUUGAAUUUGAAACAGGAGAUGAAACUUCUGAUAUGGCGGCGGAACAGGGGCAGAUUUUGGUGAUAGCCACCGCGGCUGUCGGGGGAUUCACUCUCCUGGUCAUUCUUACUUUGUUCUUCUUAAUCACCGGCAGGUGCCAAUGGUACAUAAAGGCAAAAAUGAAGUCAGAAGAGAAGAGAAGAAACCACUUACAGAAUGGGCAUCUACGCUUCCCAGGAAUUAAAACUUACAUAGAUCCAGAUACAUACGAAGACCCAUCCCUAGCAGUCCAUGAAUUUGCAAAGGAGAUUGAUCCCUCAAGAAUUCGCAUUGAGAGAGUCAUUGGGGCAGGAGAAUUUGGAGAAGUCUGUAGUGGGCGUUUGAAGACACCAGGGAAAAGGGAGAUCCCAGUUGCCAUCAAAACUUUGAAAGGUGGCCACAUGGAUCGGCAAAGAAGAGAUUUUCUAAGAGAAGCUAGUAUCAUGGGUCAGUUUGACCACCCAAAUAUCAUCCGACUAGAAGGUGUUGUCACAAAAAGAUCCUUCCCGGCAAUUGGCGUGGAGACGUUUUGCCCCAGCUUCCUGAGGGCAGGGUUUUUAAGCAGCAUCCAGGCUCCGAAUCCAGUGGCAGGGGGAGGGUCGCUGCCCCCCAGGAUUCCUGCUGGCCGGCCAGUUAUGAUUGUGGUGGAAUAUAUGGAGAAUGGAUCCCUAGACUCCUUUUUGCGGAAACAUGAUGGCCACUUCACAGUCAUCCAGCUGGUGGGUAUGCUUCGAGGCAUUGCAUCAGGAAUGAAGUAUCUCUCUGAUAUGGGUUAUGUUCAUCGGGACCUAGCCGCUAGGAAUAUAUUGGUCAACAGCAACUUAGUGUGCAAAGUCUCGGAUUUUGGUCUCUCCCGGGUGCUGGAAGAUGAUCCAGAAGCUGCCUAUACAACAACGGGUGGGAAAAUCCCCAUCAGGUGGACAGCCCCAGAAGCGAUUGCCUACAGAAAAUUCUCCUCCGCCAGUGAUGCAUGGAGCUAUGGCAUCGUCAUGUGGGAGGUCAUGUCCUACGGAGAGAGACCGUAUUGGGAGAUGUCUAACCAAGAUGUCAUUCUGUCCAUUGAAGAAGGUUACAGACUUCCAGCUCCCAUGGGCUGUCCAGCAUCUCUGCACCAGCUGAUGCUCCAUUGCUGGCAGAAGGAGAGAAAUCACAGACCAAAAUUUACUGACAUUGUCAGCUUCCUUGACAAACUGAUCCGCAAUCCCAGUGCCCUUCACACCCUGGUGGAAGACAUCCUUGUAAUGCCGGAGUCGCCUGGAGAAGUUCCUGAAUAUCCUCUGUUUGUCACAGUGGGUGACUGGCUGGAUUCUAUAAAAAUGGGGCAAUAUAAGAAUAACUUCAUGGCUGCAGGGUUUACGACUUUUGACCUGAUUUCAAGAAUGAGCAUCGAUGACAUUAGAAGAAUUGGAGUCAUACUCAUUGGACACCAGAGACGAAUAGUCAGCAGUAUACAGACGUUACGUUUACACAUGAUGCACAUACAGGAGAAAGGAUUUCAUGUAUGA